This is a messenger RNA of Elgaria multicarinata webbii, 2088 nucleotides long. RefSeq names its product mucosal vascular addressin cell adhesion molecule 1 (gene MADCAM1). The coding region runs from base 1 to 1593 and encodes 530 amino acids. Gene Ontology annotation, biological process: integrin-mediated signaling pathway; positive regulation of lymphocyte migration; leukocyte tethering or rolling. Lineage: Eukaryota; Metazoa; Chordata; Lepidosauria; Squamata; Anguidae. Gene Ontology annotation, molecular function: integrin binding involved in cell-matrix adhesion. The record is from RefSeq and is a predicted model, not a curated record. Gene Ontology annotation, cellular component: membrane. The transcript has 6 exons.
AUGGGGGAGCUUGGCCUGCCUUACCAGAUACCAGAGUGCCUCCUUUCUAGCCAGGAGGAUGACGGUGGUGGCAACGGGUCGUCUUCCCAGCCGUGCCAGGGGUGGGAUGAUCUCAGCCUGUCCUUCAACGCAAAGUGGAUGUUGACGGCGUCGGAUGUGAACCGGAGCAAGCCGGCCUCCUUCCAGCUGACCGUCCGCCCCCUGAAGCCACUCGUGGAGCGCGGGGGCUCUGUCCAGCUGACCUGCUCCAUGGACUGCCCCGGCGGGAAGCUGCAGUGGGUGGGCCUGGACACCGACCUGGGCGACGUGGCCUCCAACCACACCUACAGCGUCCUGACGGUGGCCAACGCCACCAUCAGCAUGGAAGGCGUGAAGAUGUGCACCGGCCAGUGCCAGGGCCAAGACCGCCAGGCCAAAGUGCUCCUGAAAGUGUACUCCUUUCCAGACACGCUGCGGCUGGACUCCGAGCCAAAGGCGGUGACGGGCGGGCGGCCGGCCCGCCUCACCUGUUCCAUGAGCUACAUCUACCCUUUGGACACCUUUACAAUGAGCUGGUUCCGAGGAGGCGAGAGGCUGGACGCUUCCGACGAGACGGCCCAAGAAAUGGAGGAGGCCCAGGAGCAACUGUUUGAGUAUCGCUCCGUCCUGGAGGUCCCGGAAGCCCCAGCAGGGGCGGAGUACAAGUGCCAGGCGACUCUGAGGGCUGGAGGACAGACCUUCCAGAGGGUGGCCCUGGUUGGCACCCAAGCGACAACAGAGAUCCCCGCUGCUGUCAACGAGACUGCCCGAACAAGCCACGUGGCUACUCCAGAGCCUCUUACCACUGAGAGCCAGGAUUCCUCAUUUGUGGGGACCACCACUGGCCUUCCUCAUCUUCUGUCCACCAAGCGUCCCACCCCUGGGGUCUCCACAGCCAUGGUGGCCUCUACCCGCACGCUGGAAUCCCUGGCAAAAACCGACAGCCCCACGGCGGUGGCGAACGCUUCUUCCGGAUCUCUUUAUCCCACAGUUGCAGAGAUCUGGACAAGCUCUUCAAAAGCUCAGCCGAAGACUUCGCCACCGGUGGCACAGACCCCCGCUAAGUUCGGGGUGACCUCGCAAGUCCCUUCUACGACAGACCAACGAUUUACCAUGGAACCAAUUUCCACCAAGGACUACCGUUCCAGCGAGGCUGUCCCGGAAAAGCCACCUGGCUCCACCCCACGAGAGGACCCCUGCCGCCCCAUGAUCACCCCUGUCCCCAGCCAAGGGAUCGCGGGGGAAGCCCUCCGUAUCACCUGCCGCACGGUGGGGUGCAGCGCCGGUGUCCAAAUCCGCUGGGUCCACACGCCAGUUGAGCAGUCGCGGUACGGCCGGGAGGAAGAGGACGGCACGUCCGUCUUGGUGGUCGAGAGCGUCACCAUGGAGCACCAGGGGGUCUACCGAUGUGCCAUGAUGUCUGCCCAGCCCCAGAUAGCGAGCUUGCAGGUCGUAGUGUCUGCUGCCUCCUUCAGCACGGACUCCCUCAUCACCAUCGGGACCGCCGGCUCGCUCUUGGGACUGAUGAUCACCGGCUACGUGUCCCACCGCCUGCGACGGCGGCGUGGAGGUUAAGGGGACCCAUCACGCUCCGUCUCCUCCUCCGCUACCUCGGGCAUCGACUGACUCUUUUGCCGGGGGGAAAUGACACAGGUCUCUUCCAGGACGGGGCCUUCCGGGACCGACACCACAGCCGCACGAGGGGGACGCGGGAGCCCGUCGCUGUACUUCGCAGGAGCGCAGUGCUGGAAUGGCAGCUAUUCCUCCCUUGCUCAACCCGUCGUUACAUCAACAACCUGGCCCGCGUUUGCGUGCGGGACAAAGAGGGCCACGAUCCUAAACCCAGCUUACUUGGGCGUUAUUCACACUGAACUCUUUACGUUUAGGACUGGUCAGGAAGUGGUACCAAAAGAGAGGGUUGAACACAAAAAAAAUCAGAAGAGUGUUUUCCAAAAAUACCCUCGGACGGGAGACCUGUGGGACCCUGGGCGCCAAACCAGCCAGGUUUAUUACGGACCAGCGAUGUCUGCCGCCCCCCUGCUGCGGCGAAUCGACCGAUUGUAUUUAUAA